Messenger RNA from Sceloporus undulatus (fence lizard), 2027 nucleotides. RefSeq names its product chaperonin containing TCP1 subunit 3 (gene CCT3). Gene Ontology annotation, cellular component: chaperonin-containing T-complex. The transcript is spliced from 14 exons. Bases 123 to 1760 code for a protein of 545 amino acids. The record is from RefSeq and is a predicted model, not a curated record. Lineage: Eukaryota; Metazoa; Chordata; Lepidosauria; Squamata; Phrynosomatidae. Gene Ontology annotation, biological process: protein folding. Gene Ontology annotation, molecular function: ATP hydrolysis activity; ATP binding; ATP-dependent protein folding chaperone.
AACGAGGCGCCUGAUUGGUGGAGAGUGGGUUAGGCUGCGCGAGCGCGGCGGAACGGCCCUUUCCUUUCUCCAUCCCCUCCAGAAGGUUCCGCGACCGGAUUUCGGCUCGCCUCGCCGCUGAGAUGCUGGGCCAGCGCCCCGUUCUCGUCCUCAGUCAGAACACGAAGCGCGAAUCCGGAAGGAAAGUCCAGUCCGGAAACAUCAAUGCCGCUAAGACCAUUGCCGACAUUAUCAGAACAUGCUUAGGACCAAGGGCCAUGAUGAAGAUGCUGUUGGACCCCAUGGGCGGGAUUGUCAUGACCAACGAUGGCAAUGCUAUCCUCAGAGAAAUCCAAGUCCAGCAUCCGGCUGCCAAGUCCAUGAUUGAAAUCAGCCGCACUCAGGACGAAGAGGUGGGAGAUGGGACCACGUCUGUCAUCAUUCUCGCUGGAGAGAUGUUGUCAGUUGCAGAGCAUUUCCUAGAGCAGCAGAUGCACCCAACGGUUAUCAUUAGCGCAUACCGGAAGGCCUUGGAUGACAUGAUCAGCGCUCUGAAAAAGAUCAGCACCCCUGUUGACGUCAACAACCGCGAAGCCAUGCUCAAAAUCAUCCAGAGCGCCAUUGGCACGAAGGCGAUCAGCCACUGGUCCAACCUGGCCUGCGGCAUUGCCCUCGACGCAGUUAAGACUGUGGAGCUCGAAGAGAACGGCAGGAAGGAAAUCGACAUCAAGAAAUUUGCCAAAGUGGAAAAGAUUCCUGGUGGAUUCGUUGAGGAUUCGUGCGUCUUGCGUGGGGUCAUGAUCAAUAAAGACAUCACUCACCCCCGGAUGCGCCGCACCAUCAAGAACCCCCGCAUUGUCUUGCUGGACUGCUCCCUGGAGUACAAGAAAGGCGAGAGUCAGACUGAGGUUGAGAUCACCCGCGAGGAGGACUUUGCCCGCAUCCUGCAGAUGGAGGAGGAAUUCAUCCAGCAGAUGUGUGAGCACUUGAUCAGAGUCAAGCCAGAUCUCAUCAUCACAGAAAAGGGAAUCUCAGACCUGGCCCAGCAUUUCCUGAUGAGAGCCAACAUCACCGCCAUCCGACGUGUGAGGAAAACCGACAACAACCGGAUUGCGAGGGCUUGUGGGGCUCGUGUGGUCAGCCGUACGGACGAGCUGCGCGAAGAGGACAUUGGGACGGGCGCAGGACUCUUUGAAGUGAAGAAGAUUGGGGACGAGUACUUCACCUUUAUCACUGACUGCAAGGAGCCCAAAGCUUGCACCAUUAUGCUCCGGGGCGCCAGCAAAGAGAUCCUAGCGGAGGUGGAGCGGAACCUGCAGGAUGCCAUGCAGGUCUGUCGCAACGUCCUGAUAGACCCCCAGCUGGUCCCCGGCGGUGGCGCUUCCGAGAUGGCUGUGGCCCACUCCUUGACGGAGAGGUCGAAGGUCAUGACCGGGGUGGAGCAGUGGCCUUACCGUGCGGUGGCCCAGGCCCUCGAGGUCAUCCCCAGGACGCUCAUCCAGAACUGUGGUGCCAGCACUAUCCGUACGCUGACUUCGCUGCGGGCAAAACAUACCCAAGAAGGGAGCCAGACCUGGGGCGUCAAUGGGGAGACCGGCGCCUUGGCGGACAUGAAGGAGCUGGGGAUCUGGGAGCCUUUGUCCGUCAAGCUGCAGACCUACAAGACUGCCGUGGAGACGGCCGUCCUCCUCCUGCGCAUUGACGACAUUGUUUCAGGCCAUAAGAAGAAAGGGGACGACCAGAGCAAACCGACUGGGGCCCCUGACGCAGCCCAGGAGUAGCCCUGCAUGGUUUUGGCUUUCGGCCGCCAGACGUGGAACCAAGUGAAGUUUUGGCCGCCGCGUCCCUCCUCCGUCCCCCGGUUGCAGGAACGGUCAAGCGUCCAAGAUACCGAUUUGUUUGGAAGUUGGCAGGAGGGAGCGAAAGAGAAGGACGAAGGAGGAAGACCGCCGAAACGCAUUCUGUUAGGAGGCACUGGCGCAUAACUUAAGUGUAUACUGUAGCUUCUUUGUGGCUUUAUUAAUAAAAACACACACUUCACAAGUUCA